This is a messenger RNA of Folsomia candida, 1457 nucleotides long. RefSeq lists its product as uncharacterized. Bases 670 to 1302 code for a protein of 210 amino acids. The record is from RefSeq and is a predicted model, not a curated record. The transcript is spliced from 2 exons. Lineage: Eukaryota; Metazoa; Arthropoda; Collembola; Entomobryomorpha; Isotomidae.
UAAGCUGGAAUCCCCUCAGAAGAAGUACGAGUGGAAUGGAGUGAGCAGAAUUUUGCUUCUGGAACAGUCCACUUCAGCAGGAACGGGGAGGCCGGUUGUUAUAAAAUUUAAAAGUUGCACAGAACGGUCAGACACGGUCGUGGUAAAAAAAAUUCAUCUACCACUAUCUUGUUGGGGUCACUAGGGAGGUGAUGACACUGAUUACGGAGUUGGGGGUGUCGAAAAAACUUCAAAUUUUUAAAAACAAAAAAUAAUAUAGAGAGCAGAGAGAAGAGAAAUUGUUGCUCUCGUGUUGCUCUGCCGUCGAAUGUUUCCACUGUUUCAGCAGUCCAUUGCUGGACUAAGAUAACAAUGUGGGAACAUCAGGGAUACAAAGGUAUGCGUACCAAUCUGUCAAAAAAUUUGAACUAACAAUGUCCUUUUGCAAACUAAUCUGGUCAAAAAUUAAACCCCGCUGAACAUGGUUUGCGCUCCCAUUGUAAGUCUGCAAAAAUCACUCUUCAAUUUCCACUUUCAGGAAGUUCCACCUACUUCUACGACCUGGAUUCGGCUUCGUACUACUAUCUAGGACCCAAACUAAACGACCGCGUGUUGUCCUUCAAAAUCGAUAUCGGCUCCUGUGUCGAAGCCUAUGAACACAGUCCGCCCUCUGGAAAAUGGUUUUGGACGAUGGAUCGGGAUUUUCAAGGAUUUACACCACAGAGUGGCAUGAACGACAGAAUAUCAAGUAUGAAGAAAUGUGGCAAAAACACGGUCGAACUGAGGUGCCCGAGUAACACGUUCGUCAAGAAGAUUCAGUGGGAUGGAAGUAACAAUCUGAGAGGAGGGCUGAAACUACACUGUAUGCCAUAUUUUUCCCCGUCGGCAGUAUCGAUACUGAAUCUUCACCCAUAUUUGUCAAUGACACACUCAAGGGAGUGUUUAAACGGCACAAGGGGGAUUCGAUUUAGCAGAAUGCAGUCGUGGGAGGUAGAUUACGCCAUGGAGCCGGACUGCCACCCUGGCUAUACUUCGGGAAGCAAUGCCUAUUGUGCGAGUGGAUAUGCUCUUACAGGGGUUAGGAUGGAAGUAGAAAACCGAUCACGGUUCAUAAAAUCUUCAAGGAUUUACUGCUCCCCGUGGACCAGUCCAAAUGGAAGGGGGUCUGCAAUUAAUGAGGUCAAGGUCGUUGAGCCUCUCUAUCUUAGAAAUUUGACGAGGUCGGCGAUUGUCAAAGGAGCAGUAGUUCCUGGGCAGGACGAGGUUGAAGAUUCUAAGGGAAGAGUGGCGACGGGGGGUAUUGAACUAAAACCGUAUUUCUGAAUGCUGGGACCUAAUGGAAGUUUUGCUGAAAGAUAUUGAUUAUUUUAUCAAGAUAAAUAUCUCUUAUGAUUUGUAUACUUGAAUAAUAAAAUUAUUAAUUUAUUUGCUUCGAUGAAAUAAUUUGGAUCUAAAGAUUUACUCAUUAUUGGUCAGUA